This is a messenger RNA of Phaeoacremonium minimum UCRPA7, 1014 nucleotides long. RefSeq names its product putative choriogenin hminor protein. The transcript has a single exon. The record is from RefSeq and is a predicted model, not a curated record. Bases 1 to 1014 code for a protein of 337 amino acids. NCBI's taxonomy places the organism in Eukaryota, Fungi, Ascomycota, Sordariomycetes, Togniniales, Togniniaceae.
AUGACUACAAUAUUACCUACUUAUGAUGAGCUACAGCCGAAGGACCAGGCCAAAUUUGAUAAGAAGAUUCAGUCUCAUGAACUCCUCUUGAUAUUGCACAAGGCUUAUAACUUUGAUACGGACAGCGUGAAGACGCCUUUCUUGACAGAGUUCAAGGAAUUCGAGUUGAAAGAGGCUAAGGGCAAGUUCGCCACCGACAUGGCUGACAACCGCGUUGGCUACUGGCUCUUCCUGUAUGCCGUUAUCCAAUCACUUCCGAUGCUUGUGGUAGAUGCUCCUGGCCUUCAUUUCACUGAAAGUGUCGAGUAUUUCCUCUGCGAGCCGCCUCAAGGCAACCUUCCAUGGGUGGAAGAUGCCGGCGAGGUCAGGAAAGCAUGGUAUCAAAUUCCUGGCCAAGGAAUCGUUGAGCUCUCUGCAGAUGUGGUCAUGUUCAGUGUCGAGGCAGUCUACCAGCGGAGCCACUGUUGGCUUGCAGCUAAGAACUGGGAGGUGACUAACGGAUCGCUCCCAUCGGUCCCAAGCGUCGGGGCGCCGCCCCCAGUUAUGUCCCCACUCGAAGCUCCCCGUGCCGUCUUCGAGGACAUGGACCCGAUGCAGAGCCCACCUGCUCUAGGCGCCACGGGUCCCUCACCGCCGCCUGGCUCGACCGGCUCACUCCCGCUGCGUGGCCGGGAUUCCUCAUCUGGUCCAUCCUUCAGGGGCUCGGGACACCCAUACCGAUCCAGCAUCGUGCUUGGUCUGGAGCCCGUGCCCUUCCCCGAGGGCAUGCCGGGUAGCGAGAGGUCGAGUCGCAUCGUCAGCCAACAGCAACCCCGGCAUGGUUCACGCGGAUCCAUCCCUGACACAGCAGCCAUGAGCAGAAGCCGGUCCGCCGGCAACCUUCGCGGCAUGAUGAACGAGUCUCCUGCGUCCGAGCCUAAGGAUCGCCAAGGCAGUGUUGGCGGAAGCACCUUUGACGACAUCCUGAAGAACAUGGACGGCCAGAAGAAGCAGACCAAGAAAAAGUUCUUCUAG